AUGAUGUAUUCCAACAAAAGGCACCAAGGGAUCUCAGGCAAGGAGAACCACUCACGUCUACAACAAGGUGUGAGAUCCCUGGAUAAGCAACGCAUUCCCUCUGAUCUUGAAAAUUCAACAGCUUAUAAUGAACUUGUUAACCACAGGAAGUUCACGCAUGCAGUCAUGAAGGUUAUUGCUGUCAAAGGCGGCAACUACUUAGCAAUGCGUUUUGACACGGAAGCUGAAAGAAAAAUGAUCAGAGCUCCUCCAGAGGUUGCUCGGAGGAAGGGCAGCGCAGUUUGUUAUUUUCAACAAGAGACACAGGAUGAAGACUCCAUGUUUUCAUUCUUCUUGUUUGAAUAA
Molecule: messenger RNA, 345 nt
Organism: Trichomonas vaginalis G3
Lineage: Eukaryota; Parabasalia; Trichomonadida; Trichomonadidae
Exons: 1
Coding region: 1-345 (114 amino acids)
Source: RefSeq, a predicted model, not a curated record